UAUUAACUCCUUUUAUUAUCCUCUGUUUUUUAUUGUUAACUUUGUUUUUCAGGCUGAGCAGCUUGUUAUAGAUGAGAAUGUAAUGGCGGUCUAUGAUCUGUUGGAUCACUUUUGUGAAUUUAUCUACGUUCAAUUAUCAUAUAUUCGCAGACACAAGGACUGUCCUAAUGAUAUCAAUGAAGCAGUUUCGAGCCUUAUAUUCGCUUCUGCAAGAUGUGCAGAACUUCCCGAGCUUCCGGUGAUUCGGAAGCUCUUUGGGGAGCGUUACGGUCGUCGGUUCGCCACGGCGGCUGUUGAAUUACUUCCUGGGAAUCUGGUGAACCGUAAGAUACAAGAGAAGCUGUCGGUAAAAUCAGUUUCGGAUGAUGUGAAGAACAGAUUGAUUGAUGAAAUAGUUCGAGAUUACUGCCUACAGCCUGAAAUUUUGGCACUCGAAUACUUCCCAGAAUUGCAACGCCAGGUAACUAGCGAGACGGAAGUUAAGUACAUGCAAGUUGAUCCAUUGCAAUUUCGAUCGACAUUGGAUUGUCCUGAUGAUCCACAAUGCCGGGAAAUCCUCCCGGUUUGUUCGAGCACUUCGGAACAAAAGGACGAUGAAAGGAUGAAAGUGACAUCUUCCUCAGACAGUUUACUCCCGUUCUCCGAGGAACUUCUUGUCUACCUUGAUGACAUAGAGGAGUUACAAUCUUCCAUUAGGAUAGAAGCAGAUUGCCAUGAUCAGAGACUAUUCAAGUUCAAGUCACUCACCCUGCCUACGAGAAGAGUGGUUAUGGAUGGAACGGACAGGGACGACGAAAGUUCGGAUAACGAAAACCACGACGAGAAGCCGAACAAAUCAACAUGGAUGUCAUUCUCCCUUGAAUAUCCUAGUAUGAAGGAUGUCGAUCACAAGAUUUAUUAUGAGAAUCACAAGCGUAAAUCUCAUCGUUACAGAAAUAAGAAAACAGCAGCAGAACGUAAAGAAUCAACUUAUGCGCUGAAGAAGCCUAAACAGCCUUGCCAUUGCCAAUUGAACCCGAGGAGAAGAUACAACAACGGUGCAGGUGUUCACAGUAAGAGUGCCUUAUUGAGCGCCGGUCGUUCCGAGAGGAGAAUCAAUCCGUAUUCGAGGGCAGUAACAAUGCCGCAAGAAAGGCCGAGGGAGAUACACCAGUACAGCAUCGUCCGGUCGAAUUCGGUUCCUGCUCAAAAUCCGAAUCACGUCCAUCCUAAGCUGCCGGAAUAUGAAGACAUAGCAGCAAAAUUCAUGGCUCUCAAGAAAGAGCGUCUGCAAAAAAAGUAGUGAUUAAGGUGGUUUUUGUUUUU
Messenger RNA from Hibiscus syriacus, 1305 nucleotides. RefSeq lists its product as uncharacterized. The record is from RefSeq and is a predicted model, not a curated record. Bases 83 to 1282 code for a protein of 399 amino acids. Gene Ontology annotation, biological process: protein transport. NCBI's taxonomy places the organism in Eukaryota, Viridiplantae, Streptophyta, Magnoliopsida, Malvales, Malvaceae. The transcript is spliced from 3 exons.